This is a messenger RNA of Suillus bovinus, 417 nucleotides long. RefSeq lists its product as uncharacterized. The record is from RefSeq and is a predicted model, not a curated record. NCBI's taxonomy places the organism in Eukaryota, Fungi, Basidiomycota, Agaricomycetes, Boletales, Suillaceae. Bases 1 to 417 code for a protein of 138 amino acids. The transcript is spliced from 4 exons.
AUGAGCGAUUCAACUGGUACCUGUAUGGUCUGCAUCCAACCAUGCACUUUGUCCUUGGUUGAACCACUAAUCUUCACCAUAAACGAGCUUGCUGCCACUCUGCAACUCAUCAGGGACCAGGAUGAAAUCUUCCAAGCACACAACAACUCUGCUGCUGAACUGCCUCCUCCUGACGCAAACAGUUCAGGGACCAGGAUGAAAUCUUCCAAGCACACGGCAACUCUGCUGCUGAACUGCCUCCUCCUGACGCAAACAGUUGCCCUGCUUGCAUUUUCUGUGCCCACCACCACCAGUGUUAUGUCUGCCAUGCUGAAAUUCUUGGUGAACCUUACAAAACUGAAUCUCAGCCUGGUACCACCGCACAUACUACACCCACUACACAGAAUGAUGGAUCGUCUCCUAGCAGCGCUAUUGUAG